Chara braunii is the source of this 3074-nucleotide messenger RNA. Lineage: Eukaryota; Viridiplantae; Streptophyta; Charophyceae; Charales; Characeae. The record is from the annotation of a GenBank genome assembly.
GUAAAAACUGAGCGAGGUGAGCAAGUAGGGAGAAAUUUGUUCAUUGACGCACUCCGUUGUCGAACAAUAAGGGCUAAGUUGCGAAAGCAGUUUUCCCCCAUCACCCAUACGCUACAACAAAUUAUGGCUGCUGCGGAAGAAAUGGAAUGGAAGUUCAAGGCGAACUUCCUGGAAGGAGAAGAUUACCCUAGAGACGGAGAUUCGAUCGAGCUCGCUCGAGCAAGAGCAGAGCUGGCUGCUUUACAGAACAAAUUCGAAAACAUGGGGGUUGUAUCAGGACCUGUCACCUAUAUGGAACAGAUAGGCCCCAAACGAGUAAUCCUAAGUGAGACUCCGAGCAUCUCUGCUCCUAUGAUGCCCCCGCCCGUAAGGGCAUUACCCCCGCCGCCGGUAGAGGCUCCUGUACGAUCAAACGAAUCGGCGGCCAUUUUCGAACUAACCAAAACUUUGAUUAGUUUGAUCCAAGAAAGCAAAAAAGAGCAGCGAGAGCACAAUGCUCGAUUGGAAGCCAUGAUGAGGAACAUGCGACCUAUUGCGGUGCGUGCCCCUCCGAUGCAACAAGGAUUAGCCCCCGCCCCUGCUCUCGGAGGAGCUGCGAACAAUUUGAAUGUUUGCUACGCCUGUCAUCAGCCCGGACAUCUAGCCCAUGAUUGCCCCCACCGACCCCCACAACAGCGGAUCGGAGUCGCACCUAUGGCUGCGGCCCCCUUUGCCAACGGACCUGGACGAGUUGGAGCCUUGAUGAAAGAAGUAGAGGGUGGGGGAAGUGCCUUGGCCACCACGGAAGAGGCCGCCGAGCUAAUUCCGCUAGAUCAGUAUGUGUCGCUGGGAUAUCCUGGGCUAGGAAUGAUCGGAACAAUCAGACCAGUGCCAGAACCGAAAGAGGUGGCGGAGUGGCGACCGUCCUUAGGAGAAAUGGAGUCGGGAGGACCCACCUUCGUCACAGGAGAGAUCGAUUGGGUUCGGUGUCCGAUGGGGAUUUGCAAUGCGCCUGCCACGUUUCAGCGAGCGAUGAACAUGACGUUCCAGAAUUUUGUCAACAAGACACGGCUGACGCAAGGGAUGAUCAACUUCUGUGUGAUCGUAUACAUGGACGACAUCCUGGUCUAUUCGGAGACCUAUCACGGGCACGUGCAACACAUCGAAUGGACAUUGGGUGCACUGAGAGACGCUGGGUUUAAGAUUGCGCUUGAGAAGAACGAAUUUUUCCUCUCAGAAAUUUCGUUCUUGGGCUAUGUCGUGACACGUGGAGGAUUGCGGCCAGACUCGAGAAAAGUUGCGGCGGUGAAGGAAGCCCCGAUUCCCACGUCACUGACGCAGGUUCGAGCCUUUUUGGGGCUGGCGUCGUACUACCGGCGCUUCAUCAAGGGCUUUGCCGCGAUUGCACGACCACUAACGAACAUGUUACGGAAGGACCAACCUCUCAGUUGGGACGCGGAGUGCCAGCAGACCUUUGCAACCCUCAAAGACGCUCUGGCAACGACCCCUAUUUUGAUUCGGCCGGACCCCUUGAAGCAGUCCAUUCUCAUCACGGACUGGCAACCGGAAGCUAUUUCCUCUAUUCUAGCGCAGAAGGGGAACGAUGGUCGCAAACACGUCAUCGAGUACGCGUCUCGAACCGUACCGGAUGAACGAAGAAACGACUCAGCACCUCAAGGUGAAUGCUAUGCAGUGGUCUGGGGAAUCCAGCACUUUCAUCCGUAUCUCUACGGACAGAAGUUUCGCCUCGUGACGGAUCACGAGCCUCUGCUAGCUUUGAAGAAGCUCACCAACUACACGGGCAUGAUUGGCUGUUGGGCGGUGCGACUACAAGAAUACGACUUCGAUAUCGUCCAUCGAAAGACGGAGCGACACGGCAACGCGGACGGGCUGACACGUCCGCAUCGACCUGCCAAGGUACCAAAGGGCGAGGAAAUUACACCGUGGAAAGAGCCGGACCUGACUAACGAGCCGAAGUACGGACAAGUGGCUGUUCUCCCAUGUGGCAAGAAGCAAAACGGUGGCGAUGGAAUUCGUCGAGCUCUCGUUUUGCCUGCUACGAGUGGAUCUGAACUGGACGUGGGAAGGCGAUCAGAGGCCCUCGUCGGAGAUUGUGGAGUUGCUCGUCAUUCAGGCGUGGAGGACCAACGUCGCGGGAGAUCUUCUGGGAUUCGUCUUUGGAGCAGUGGAUCGGGGAAACCGAUCACAGAUCGUGCGCGAACUUACGAUCGUGAUCGCGCGAUUGGCCGACAAACUCCCUCUCGACAUCGUCUCUUAGAGCGACGAAGAACCCGUACCACACACCCUCUCAAGAAUCUCGCCCCGAGCCUCCAGUGGUCGGCUUGUAUCGAGGAGCGCUGGGCGAACGACCGUUUUCCUUCCCGUAGCGAGUACCUGGACGUCCACAGCCUGACUAAUCCCCGCUUCUUUCGACAACCAACGACGUUCGAGUGGGUGGCGCUGAGAGCAAAAGAGGAGGCCGAAGAGGAAUCGGAAGGAGAAUUGAGAAGAGAGUACGGGGAAGCAGCGGCCCGAUUGGCCGAGGAUGAGGAAGAAGAGCGCGAAGCAGAAGAAAAGUCGGCGGAAGCUGAAGAAGAAGAAGAAGAAGCAGAGGAGGAGACUUCGGAGGAAGAGGAAGAGGCCUAUAGCGAGUACAGUAAGGGCGAGCAAAGUGAGAAGGCGGACGAAGACGAUAAAAAAGUGGAAAGCGGGGACGACCAUGAACCAACACACGACGAGCUCGAGUGGGUACCAGGACCGGAUCGGCGAGAGGAGAACCCGGAGGCUGCUGCGCAGCGCAAGAAAGAGAUCGCGGAAGGAAAGCGGCUGGCGAUCGAUCCCGCACCGAACAAUCCUUUCAAGGAUCCCAAGCCGCCCAAGCCGGAACAUGGAGACCUUGCUGCCACGACCUCGGGAGUUGCGAUGACAAGGCGCCGAUCCCGAUCCCGAUCCACGUCCCCCUCCACCUCCGCCCGUCCCCCAAUUCGUCAACAUGUCAAUGAGGGGCUUAGCCCUUCGUCCCCGAUCCAUAUACCACCAUCCCCUUAGCUAUCUCUCUUUCAAUCAGUAUUUCCAUCGCGUCGUCUACCCCCGUA